Molecule: messenger RNA, 1565 nt
Organism: Humulus lupulus (European hop)
Lineage: Eukaryota; Viridiplantae; Streptophyta; Magnoliopsida; Rosales; Cannabaceae
Product: patatin-like protein 3
Exons: 6
Coding region: 92-1306 (404 amino acids)
Biological process (GO): lipid metabolic process
Molecular function (GO): monoacylglycerol lipase activity; glycerophospholipase activity
Source: RefSeq, a predicted model, not a curated record
UGAGUAGUGUGAUAAUUAAUUAAUUAAAGAGAGGCAAUUAGAGCACUUGUUUUUCUUGCUUAUUCAAUUUUUCGAUCGAAUCAUAGACAUAAUGGUGAGUACUACUUCUGCACCUGUUUCUGUUUCUGGUAAGGGAAAAAAGUUCACAGUUCUGAGCAUUGAUGGAGGUGGUGUUAGAGGCAUUAUCCCAGGCACUCUUCUGGCUUUUCUCGAAUCCAAACUUCAGGAAUUGGAUGGACCAGAUGCAAGACUUGCAGACUAUUUCGAUGUAAUAUCUGGAACAAGCACUGGUGGCUUAGUCACCACCAUGCUUGCAGCUCCCAACAAGGACAACCGACCCAUGUUCGCUGCUAAAGACAUCAACGACUUUUACUUACAACAUACGCCUAAGAUUUUCCCUCAAAGUGGGAAUUCUUUCUUUGGAUCGAUAUCAACUUGGAUGGACACCUUAACGGGGCCUAAGUACGAUGGAAAGUAUCUUCAUUCGCUUCUAAACAGUCUACUGGGCGAUCUCACUCUCAGCCAAACCCUAACAACUAUAGUUGUACCAGCUUUUGAUAUAAAGCUCGUUCAACCUUGUAUUUUCUCCACCAGCGAUGGAAAAGAAAGUUCUUUGAAAAAUGCUAGACUAGCAGAUGUUUGCAUCAGUACCUCUGCAGCUCCCACUUUUCUCCCAGCACAUAGUUUCACCACUAGUGAUGACAAGGGAAACACUCGUAGUUUUGAUCUCAUUGAUGGUGCUGUUGCUGCAAAUAAUCCAUCUAUGCUGGCGAUUAGUCACAUCACCAGAGAAAUAGCAAAGAAGAAUAACAAAGAAGAUGAGGUUGUUGAUGAAGAAGCUGCCAUGGAUGGAACUAGUAUGCUAGUGCUGUCAUUGGGAACAGGUGCAGCUAAGCUUGAAGAGAAGUACAGUGCUGCCACUGCCUCCCAAUGGGGUCUCAUCAAUUGGAUUUUCGACAAUGGCAGCACACCCAUCAUUGACAUUUUUGCUGAUGCAAGUUCUGAUGUUGUUGAUUUUCUUGUCUCCACUCUCUUCCAAUCUCGACAUCACAAGAAAAAUUACCUUCGUAUUCAGGAUGAUACAUUGGUUGGGAAUGAGUCAUCGGUCGAUAUAGCGACUACUGAGAAUCUACAAAGACUUGUGGAUAUUGGAACAAAGCUACUAGAGAAACCAGUUUCGAGGGUAGAUUUGGAAACUGGUAAGUAUCAGAUUGUUGAAGGAGAAGGUACUAAUGCAGAAGCUCUUGUCAAUUUUGCCAAACUUCUAUCCAAGGAGAGAAAAUCAAGAUUGAUGAAUACAAAAUGAUCAUAUAUAUAUGUGUAUGUAUACGUAGUCUUGUUCUUUUUUUCUUUUGGAAAGAAAAGUAAUUUUUAAAUUUAUUGUGUUUUCUAAUUGAAUUAGUAGAGAUGUUAAUUGAGAUAUGUAAACAUUCCACGCUCAGUUGUAUGUAAUUUUCAUUUUUUCUAUUAAUUUUGAUGAUUGUAAGUUCGAAAUUUCAGUCUAUUAAUUAGUUCAUUCAUUUGGCAUUCGCAAUGGCAAAAUAACAAAAAUCCUCUUUACAUUA